CGCCUCCGGAGAGAGAAGGAGGCGAAAGCCCGCGGCGCCACGGGACAAGCAGCCGCAGCCUCGGCUAAAAGGGAGAGCGAGCGGGAGGCGGGCGAGCCAUGGCGGGGUGGAUAGGAUGCGCCGUCUCUGGGCGCUGCUUCCUCGCUCCUCUCCUCUUGCUGGCUUCUUGCUUCGGGCCCGGAACUGCAGCCAACACCCAGGGGCUGGGCGCCGCACUCGGGACCCCACAGGUGGCCAUGUUCUGUGGGAAACUGGUCCUGCAUCUCAAUGUCCAGACAGGGCGUUGGGAGCCCGAUGCUUUUGGCACCCACACUUGCUUCCGCACCACAAAGGAGAUCCGGAGCUACUGCCAGGAGGUGUAUCCCGAGUUGCAGAUCACCAAUGCCGUGGAGGGCACCCAGCCGGUCACCAUCGACAACUGGUGCAAGAAGGGGCUGCCCAAAUGCAAAGGCCACCAGCACAUUGUGGUGCCCUAUCAGUGUUUGGUAGGUGAAUUUGUGAGCGAAGCCCUCCUUGUACCCGACAAGUGCAAAUUCCUGCACCAAGAAAAGAUGGAUUCAUGCGAGACCUACUUGUAUUGGCACAGCGUGGCCAAAGAGGCCUGCAACGGGGAGGAGCUGGAGCUUCACAGCUAUGGCAUGCUGUUGCCCUGUGGGGCUGACCGUUUCCGUGGGGUCGAAUACGUGUGCUGUCCUUCACGCCCUUCAGCCCUCAGGUUGGAGCAAGCCACCGAGGCCCCCCAGGCCCUCGCCCAUCUGAGAGAGGAGGCCCUGCACAGCAACAGGGUUCCAACAGGGCGUAUUCCAACAGAGGAAGAGAGCCUGGAGAUGGAGGAGGAAGGGGACCUGGAUGAAGAGGAAGAGAUGGACGAGGAGGAAGAGGAAGAGAGCCCUGGAGAUAGCUCCCCUGAUCCUGACCCUUUCCCCGCUGCCUGGGAUGACUAUUUUGUGGAGCCGGGUUACUAUGAUGACAGCAUCACCCAGACCACCAUCACCACCACAACGCAGACCACCGAAGAGGAUGUCAAAGUGACCCCAACCCCUCGCCCCACCGAUGGAGUGGACGUUUAUUUUGAGAUGCCCGGAGAUGGCAAUGAACACGCCAACUUCCUGCGUGCCAAGAUGGACUUGGAGGAGCGUCGCAUGAGGCAGAUCAAUGAGGUGAUGAAGGAGUGGGCCGAGGCCGACAACCAAGCCAAAAACUUGCCCAAGACGGACCGGCAGGCGCUCAAUGAGCACUUUCAGUCCAUCCUUCAGACGCUGGAGGAGCAGGUGUCUCGGGAGCGGCAGCGACUGGUAGAGACUCAUCUGGCCCGCGUAGUGGCCCUGCUCAAUGAUAAUCGCCGGGCGGCACUGGAGAGCUACCUGACUGCUGUACAGACUGAUAAUCCCCAGCCGGACCGCGUCCUUUUGGUGCUGAAGAGGUACGUGAGGGCAGAACAGAAGGACCAGCGUCACACCCUCCGCCAUUAUCAGCACGUGGCCGCCGCUGAUCCUGAGAAGGCUGAGCAGAUGAAGUUCCAGGUCUACACCCACCUACAUGUCAUUGAAGAAAGGAUGAACCAGAGUCUGGCGUUGCUCUACAAGAACCCCCAGCUUGCCCAAGAGCUUCGAGGAGAGAUUGAGGAGCUGCUGCGAUCCGAACGGGUAACCACCAAUGACCUGCUCACCACCUCCAUCUCAGAAACCCGCACUACUGAGGAGUUCCUGCCCAUGGACAGUAGUGAGGACUUAGUUUCUGAGAGCCAUUCUUACCCCCAUGAUGGAGAAGAUUCUGAACAAGCUGAGAAGAAAGCUUCAGGGCUGGCAGAAUACGACUACCCGACCAGUGACAAGGCCUUGCUGUAUGAGUAUGAACGUAAGGUCAACGUGUCCGCUUCAGACGUCAAAGGCAUGGUGUACAAGUCCCAAGAGAUCCAGCGUGACGAGUUGGAAGCAAAUACAAGUCUGCAAAAGAUGAAGGAAGGAAGCAAUCAGCAGGCUCUAAUGAAAUUCAAGCCAGCCUCUUUACAACCAAAGGGAACUGUGCUUAAGAAAAAAGAAAAAGAAAUAAAACCAACCCCCCACUCCUUGUGGCAAUUGCAAAAGAGGAGUAUUUCCAUUAAAAAAAACACCAGCACUGAAUGGAAAAACCAAUGACAAAAAAUAAGAACAUCAAUUGACUAUUAUAAGGAACCAAAGACUUCUUGUGACUGCCAAGCGUUCCAGAUUCAGGCAUAGUGCAAAGGUGGUUCAUGCCCAUGUUCAAUUUGAUGGACAUGUGUUACAAAUGGAUACAAUGUGAGUCCAUCCAAAAUCAUACCUGCCCCAGAUCACAAACUGAGGACCAAACUAGAAGUGGCAUUUGUCACCUAAUCCAAGCUUCUUUUUCGUUUUUAAGAAUAAUCAGUAGCUGAGAGCAGGAUGUUCUGGAUCAUGGGGACCACGCACCUGCUAUUUCCAAUAUCUAUUUCCAGUUCUAUCUAUUUGGAAUAUAUUUGCAAAUAGCAGACAUAGCCCAGACUGGAACUGUUGAGGGGGGGAAAGGUAAUGCCCCCUAUCUUCCACCUCUGUUUGGGGGCCCCAUGCUGAGUACUGGGGGGGGGAACCCUGCACAUUGGGGCUUACCAUGACAAACCUUACAUCUAGUUUGACUCUGAACUGUGUGAAGUGCUGUUCAUUUCCCCCCUCAUUUAUUUAUUUAUUUUUAAAGUGGGCAUCUAAGGCUGCCUGCCUCUUUCCCUCUCUGUUGAGGCCUUUCAGUGGUUCAAAACAACUCUGUGGUCUGAUGAUGCUUAGGUGUGAGAUUUAUUUAUUUAUUAAAUGUAUAUGUCACCCUUCCUCCCAGAAGGAGCCCAGAGCUGCAAACAAAGACUCUAAAUGCACUUUAAAAACAUCUUAAAAAUGUAUGAGAUAAGAACGUAUGCAG
Molecule: messenger RNA, 2907 nt
Organism: Rhineura floridana
Lineage: Eukaryota; Metazoa; Chordata; Lepidosauria; Squamata; Rhineuridae
Gene: APLP1
Product: amyloid beta precursor like protein 1
Exons: 16
Coding region: 99-2138 (679 amino acids)
Biological process (GO): central nervous system development; axonogenesis
Cellular component (GO): Golgi apparatus; plasma membrane
Molecular function (GO): alpha-2C adrenergic receptor binding; alpha-2B adrenergic receptor binding; alpha-2A adrenergic receptor binding
Source: RefSeq, a predicted model, not a curated record